AUGGCAUUAACAAUACCUUUAAACAAAACAACAAGUUUAUCGAAUAAAGAAAUAUUUGGCCAGUUUGUUAAUCUGAAUGCAUCAUCAACACUUCAAGUUGGUUUUGUAAAUGUUACAAAAUCAAUAUCAUUUAUAAUAUUUCAAGUACAUAGUCAUCAUUACAAUGUCACUGUAUAUAAUAAUACAUUAACAAGAAGUUCAUCUGUAUAUGGAACAAAUAUUGGAAUGUAUAGCAGUGUGAAACCACCAUUGGACAAGUUUUACAUUUCCAAUCAAAAUGCUGUUGAUAUAAAACUGUAUAUUGUUGUACAUGGAUAUGCAAGUACAGAUCCUGUACCCGGAGGUUGUAAUAUGGAGUUCCAACCAUCAAUAUCUCCAUACUUACAUACAUCAUACACAAAUGACUAUGUCUUAGUAGAAGCGGCUUCAGCAAGAGAUUCCUCUGACAUCGCUUGUACAUCUAUAAAUGAUGUCAAUGUGGUAUUUUAUUUGAUGUACUUAGAAGAGAGGAAUUUUGACUCGGAUACUUAUUUCGAAGGGAUAAAGAGCAUGUUAACUUUAGAUAAUAUUACGGAUAAUGCUGAAAUAGUACCUCAAACGACGUGGAGGAUGCGUCGCAUGCUGGGUGCGUACCCCGGUACCGGCGCCAUAUUCGUGGCUGUCGCGUACAGUGCGCUAAACAGUAGUGCAUAUUCCGUGUACGUACCUACAUAUAGCUACGCUUGCUCACCGCUCGACGAAAGCUGCGAGCUGCUUGACGAUGUUCUCUCUCAGUUGCUAUGUGCCUCUCUACUGUUCUUCGGUAUGUUCGUAUGUUACUUCGGACACCGGUUCUUUAAGACUGAGAUGUUUCUAAUCGGCCUGGUCAGUGGUGUGAUUAUCACUUACAUACUUAUAUCGUUGAUUGCUGAAUUAGAACGACCUGCUCUCUUAGGCGCUGCUAUAUUAUCAGGGACUUGUUUUGGCUUCAUAUGGUUGUUAUUCUGGUGGUUUUAUGGAAUACCUGUCUUUGCUGUUCUAUUGUCUACGCUGAAUUUAGGAUUUCUAUUUGCUGCAUUGAUGUAUUUUGGGCUCCCAGGUGGUUUUCAAGCACUUCAAGUUGACUUUAACUUUUGGACUCUAUUCAUUUUAAUAAUGUCAAUUACAUCUCUAAUCUUGCUCUCUACGACAUUUUUAUCUAACAUCUUGUGCUGUGCCAUACUGGGAGGGUACGCGACUGUGUACCCUAUCGACUACUACAUAGGGUCCAAUUUGAAAUACAUCAUCAUUAACACAGUACGUCGGGCUGUCGUGCCCAAGUUCAAUAGUGCUGUACUUUCGCCACCUUUUCAGUGGGCAGAUACCCUGAUAACGAUACUCUGGUUAUCUCUGGCUACCACCGGGUUCCUCUUCCAACACUACCAGAACAGAAGGAAGCCGCCCUUCCCCCCUCCCCCCAGGAGUAUCAGGCCGAGUGUACCAGAUACCACAUACGGCACUACUGGAAGAAGAUAUCGAGAUAUUUUACAAAGACCAGCCACUUCUGAGCGCAGGCAGACUGAAUAUACUCCAUUGUUAUCGUAAGAAAUCAUUCAAAUAAAUUACACAAAAUUAUCAAAUAAAAAUUGUUUAAUGACACACUUGUAAUGGUAGGUUUAUGUUCAUUUUUUUAUGAAUUAAAAUUUGAGAGCUACAAAAA
Molecule: messenger RNA, 1678 nt
Organism: Papilio machaon (common yellow swallowtail)
Lineage: Eukaryota; Metazoa; Arthropoda; Insecta; Lepidoptera; Papilionidae
Product: transmembrane 7 superfamily member 3
Exons: 9
Coding region: 1-1563 (520 amino acids)
Source: RefSeq, a predicted model, not a curated record